CCAAGUGCGUCAAGCCGUGCGCUACAAUGCAAGUAAUAUAUGAAAUAGCAGGCAGGCGCGUAAAGUCGUGCGUCUACAUGAGCAGAGGUUUCGAGUAAUCUGAACUCUUCAUCAGAUGCAAUUUUGAAAGUAGGUUACAAAACCCCUCAAGCAAUAAGGAUCUUGUGAUUCUUGUCCAAAAUACUCAAUCAUAAAAACACGCCCUUUCCUCCGGCUGUCUGGAGACGUGGCGCAGGUGAUGGAAGGUAUGCCGGUGAGCAUGGGCGGCUUGCGGACGCUGCCGUGGUACGUGGCGGGCUCUCAGGUGCUGGGGGUGGCAUGUGUGGUGAUCACAGGCGUGUGGAUGGGACAUUACCGUGGAGGCUACGCCUGGAACGGCUCAGCGCAAGAGUUUAACGUCCACCCUCUCUGUAUGGUCCUCGGCCUGGUCUUCCUCUAUGGAGAUGCUGUUCUGGUUUAUCGUGUCUUUAGAAACGAGACUAAACGCUCAGUGAAAAUUCUCCACGCUCUGCUGCAUAUGAUGGCUCUUAUCAUCAGUAUUGUGGGUCUGGUGGCUGUAUUUGACUUCCAUUCGGCAGCUAAGAUCCCUCAUAUGUAUUCUCUGCACAGCUGGUGUGGCAUGCUCACUUUUGUGCUGUUUUUCCUACAGUGGUUACUGGGUCUGGGAUUUUUCCUUUUCCCAUGGGCCUCUGCUCGGUUGAGGAGCUGGUAUCUCCCUCUGCAUGUCUUCUUCGGCCUGUUGCUGCUGGCCAUGUCCGUGGGAUCCUGUCUGCUGGGAAUCACAGAGAAACUGCUCUUCAGUAUCAUGGAAACGUAUUCCAGGUUUUCUGGUGAGGGGGUCCUGGCAAACAUUUUAGGCUUGUUGCUGGUGUGCUUUGGGGUCGUGGUGGGUUACGUGGUGACAAGAGAAGAUUUUAGGCGACCACCGAAUCCCGAGGAGGAGGCUCUAUCCGUGCACUUUAAGACGCUAUCCGAAGGAGAAAUCCCAAGUUCUCCUUAAUGUCUUAAUACACUCCAAAACCUGCCUUUCUGAACUUCCCGCCUUUUUGCCUUCCUACCUGUGUCCUAGCAAACCUGUCAGCCACUUCCUCCUUUUGCAGUCUUCUCUUUUUGUAUUCCCCCAUCUGUAACAUUAAAGUUACUCAGCAACAGACAUCAAGAAGUUAUGACAGGAUUAAGUUGUAGGCUUGUAUGGUUCAGAAAAAAAAUGUUACUGUUAUUAUUGGAGUAAUUGAAUGUUAUAUAUAUUUAUUAAAUUUAUUGUUUGAGGCUUAGGAUUUAUUUUUGAAGUAAUUUGUAAUUGUGCCAAGCCAAAUUAAAAAAUUGAGUUGUAUAUAUAUCGUGUCUUUAAAUGUAUUAGAUUCAGGAUGUACUUUCUUGUGCCUUAACAUUUAUUUGUACCAGACUGUACUGAAAAACUCUACAAUGAUUAUUAUUAUUAUUGUUGUUUAGAAUCAGAGGGCACAGCACUAAAUCAGCGAAUGUUUAUUUUGCAACUUUCCCAUGCAGGAUUUUCAACAUUAGUUUUAUAUUACAGACUAAACUUAUCAUUAUAUGCAGAAACCUGCUUUAUGUCAUAUUUAUAUGAAAAUAUAUUACAGCUCUGCCUGCAUAAAUGACUGAAAAAUACUUGAAAAAAUGUUGGAUUGUUAAGAGUGAAAUCUCUAAUAUUCAAGAUCUGAAAAAACAACUAAUUUAUAUUAUUUAAAUAAAAAAAAAUAAAAAAUCAUAUUUGUUAUCCAAAGAGAGCAGUUUAAGAAUGAAAGUCUUUUGCAUAGUGUGGUGCUUGUCUUGCUGUUUCCCGUGUGCUGGUUUUUAAAAUCAGCUUGAAGUGGAGCGAUACUGACUGUUUUAUACUAAACACAUUCUGUCUUUCCAUCUGAAAGAGUAUGUAUAAAUGAUCUGUAAGUGCCCUUGUACUGUAAUUUUUUGUUGGCAUGUUUGUUUUGUGUAGUGGCAAUAUUUUUACCAUGUUUACCAUAUCAGUAAGUAUGUUCAUAAUGCUUGCUUUAUACAUUCAAUGUGAUUUUAAGCUAAAUAAAUUCA
Messenger RNA from Onychostoma macrolepis, 2046 nucleotides. RefSeq names its product transmembrane ascorbate-dependent reductase CYB561 (gene cyb561). Gene Ontology annotation, molecular function: oxidoreductase activity. Lineage: Eukaryota; Metazoa; Chordata; Actinopteri; Cypriniformes; Cyprinidae. Bases 239 to 1000 code for a protein of 253 amino acids. The transcript is spliced from 6 exons. Gene Ontology annotation, cellular component: lysosomal membrane. The record is from RefSeq and is a predicted model, not a curated record.